Messenger RNA from Daucus carota subsp. sativus, 1182 nucleotides. Its product is annotated as F-box/FBD/LRR-repeat protein At1g13570. Bases 1 to 1182 code for a protein of 393 amino acids. NCBI's taxonomy places the organism in Eukaryota, Viridiplantae, Streptophyta, Magnoliopsida, Apiales, Apiaceae. The record is from RefSeq and is a predicted model, not a curated record. The transcript is spliced from 3 exons.
AUGUCGAAAUUAGAUGGAAUUCGUAAUCCAGAACUGAGGGCGCAUAAACUUGUUAGUGUGAUAAAUAAAGUUCUCCUACUCCACAAUGGUCCAAUCCUCAAAUUUUCCCUCACUUUUCCUGCUGUUGACAAUACUGAGUAUGGUUUCAGUAAAGAAAUAAUUCACGAAUAUAUCGAUCAAUGGAUUCCAUUGUUUGCAAGGAAGGGUAUCAAGCAGCUCACUCUGGAUGAAUCUUCUAAACUUGAAGACUUUAGGAGACACAAUCUCUCUUCUCUAGACCUCACUCAUUUGACACUUUUGAGGGUUUGGUUUCCCUAUACACCUACAUUGGGAAAAUUUACUUGCCUGACUAAUCUCGAGCUAGUUGAUGCUACUUCUAAUUUUGGAAAAAGCAUCUUCCAUUGCCCUGUGCUUGAGAAGUUGACCUUGAUAAUUUGCGAAGGACUCUUCCCUAACAACUUUUGCGCACCUAAUCUAAAACGUUUAGUUCAAAUAUAUCGAGAAAUAACUUCAGAAUAUUCUCUAGUUGGGUUAAAAAAUCUUUCAGAAUAUUCUUUCAUGCUGGCAGGACACCCAGUCACGCAGGCAAAAACAUCCAAUGUGGCCAAGGUUCUCGGUGGGGUUCAUAAAAUUAAGAGGGUCUCUCUGGCAAAGUAUUCUCUAAAGUACUUGGCUGCAGGAGGUUCUCCGUGUAGACUUUCUAAGCCACUGUCUUACCUAGAGACUCUAAAUAUCUUUGAUAUGAAUUUCUUUGAUCUAUCGGAGAUUUCUUGUUUGCUUUGUUUGAUUCGGAGUGCUCCAAACUUGUGCAAACUCCAUAUUGAGGCCGACUCAUUUCCCGAAAAGAAAGACAGUGAAGAGGAUCUCAAAAAUUAUUGUAUAGAUGAUUCCGAGGAUUGUACUAUAAAUCAUCUUGAAAUUGUCACGUUUUCUAAAUUCCAUCAUUUAAGAGCCGAGGUGGAGCUAGUACGAUUUCUACUAGGCCAUUCCCCAUCGCUAAAAAUAAUGUCCAUCAACGGUUAUGAAAGGAUAAAUAGAUAUGAUGAAUCAACAGUUGCCGAUGACAUGCUGCAACAUUCCAGAGAUUCAUCAAGAGCAAAACUCAGACGCUUGGAUUGCCCUGAUGUGUACGAUGAAUUUGAUGGUGAUCUUUAUUGGGAAGAUAUGGACAUACCUGUUUAG